Cydia fagiglandana is the source of this 16786-nucleotide messenger RNA. RefSeq lists its product as uncharacterized. The coding region runs from base 3418 to 16458 and encodes 4346 amino acids. Gene Ontology annotation, cellular component: nucleus. Gene Ontology annotation, biological process: positive regulation of transcription by RNA polymerase II. The transcript has 9 exons. The record is from RefSeq and is a predicted model, not a curated record. Lineage: Eukaryota; Metazoa; Arthropoda; Insecta; Lepidoptera; Tortricidae.
CGCCCUGCUCGGAAAACGCGCCUGUGUGACGGAACCUUAAGAAUAUACCUACGUACCUACAUGAGUUACGUCUAGGUAUUAUGUCAUGAAUUCGUUUGCCUACGAGCCUACGAGAUAAUAGAAAAAGUUUCUUCCUUUAAGUAUAUAUGUAGGUACCAAUCUUAAACAUGACAUAUCAUUGCUGAUGAUACCCAAAAUAGCUGAAAAACAAUACCUAGGUUGGUAUUAUAUCCUCUAGCCGCCCAUACGUCAAACCUUGCCAUGCAAAAUGAAAUUUUAUUUUGUCAACACAAAGUUCAAAUUAGAAUGGAACAGGAGACCUUGUUAAAUGGGUUGGAGAACAUUGGGAAGGACGUCAGGAUCGCUAUAUGUAAUAUCAUUAGUGUGUGAAAUAAAGUGAACUUUGUGAUGUGUGGAACAGAAUAAAACCUUGACUGCAAUUGCUAUAAUUAGCCCACUCUUUGGCAUCGAGAUAUAAAAUCAAACCCUUCAAACGAAAACUACUUAUACCUAACGACUCUAUACGUACGAACGACCUGAUUAGAACUCCGAUAAGCUCUAAUGUAAAUAAUUACUAGGUACCUAUCUCUGAACGGGGCAAUACCAGCGACUACUGCUCAAGGCAACCGCUAGCGGACUGACUAAAAAUUCGCUUUCGCCUCCCACAGCGCAUACCACACAUGCGCAGUUACGCGAAGCGAUCAAUACGUAAGUAUUCCAUGUAACGUACGGUUAGAGUUACCUAUAAUAUAGGUCCUAUUCCUAUAUCAUUGAAGUUUGUCAGGCCUUUUAUCAAUGCCACAAGUACUUAUACUGUGCUGUGGAUUUUGUUAUGUCGCCCGCAUACCUAGAUAGGCGAUAGUUGAUAGAUAGAAGUGAUAGAACUAUGUAUUUCUUUUAAGUGAACUAGGCUUAGGCUAGCAAAUCGUGCCUUGAGUUUUCUUCUUAAUAGGUAGAUCACAAUAACCAAAUUCAAAUAGUUAGGUACCUAGGUCUAGGUAAUAUCUGGGUCAAACAAAGGGUCACCAAUACGUGACUGUAGUGAAAAUAAUGUCCCGCAAAAGUGCAGUGGAGGCGACUUUAUUUACCUAUUCUAUCGAUGUGGUACUUAUAACUAUGUAUUGUAAUUACUUAGGUAUGUUAUCUAUUAUAACCUAUAACUGUUAUUAAUUAACGAGGAAUGACGAGGGUGCCGUAAGUAGGUACUUAAUUAGACCACUACACAGAAGGCAAGUUCCAGAAUUCAAUAUUUUCCCUGAUUUAUUAUUAUUAAUAAAUUAAUAGGUGCCUACAUAAAGAAGUAUUUCCUAAUGAUUUCGUGCCUUCAAACCUCGGCUAGUUAUCUUUUUGUUUUAUCUAAUAGGUACAUACUAGGAAUAAGGUAGGUAAGGAACCUCUCUUAUUAGUCACUAGCGACUAGCGCCCCGCCCUGGCUUCGCACGGGUUAAGUAACAUUUAAUAAAUUAUAAGUACACCUAAACCUUCCUCAAGAAUCACGGCGCGAUUCGGGAAAUGAAUUUGAGAUUCACUAGAUAUGAAAUAGUAAAUAUAUGUGACGUUCCACGGCAAAAAGUACCUUAUAGCAGGUGUUCAUAAACCUUCCUCAAGAAUCACGGCGCGAUUCGGGAAAUGAAUUAGAGAUUCACUAGAUAUGAAAUAGUAAAGAUAUGUGACGUUCCACGGAAAAAGGUACCUUAUGGCGGUUGGCGCUUAGGUACGCUAUUAUUAACGCCGCUCCAAUAUUAUUGCGGCCGCCAAAGGUACCUUUUCCGUGGAACGUCACAUAUCUUUACUAUUUCAUAUCUAGUGAAUCUCUAAUUCAUUUCCCGAAUCGCGUCUCUCUAUUGAUAGGUGAAAAAUUGAAAAUCGCACGAAAAUCCGUUCAGUAAGUAGUUUUUGAGAUUAUCGACCAAGAUAUAGGUGUUGCACACAGAAUAUAUUAAUAUUAUAUAGUAAUACCUACUCUAACAGCUUCAUAUCAAAGUCCGAGGAGAGAAAAAUGUACUUAACACGCGAGGGUCAAAGAACCAAGUUUACGACUGAUAGUCGUUCUUAGUGUUCUUAUCACAGAACUCUAGGUACCAACAACUUACAAGUGUUAGGUAUUUAUAAACUAUAUUUUUAUAGCGUUGCGUUUAUUUAACAAUCAAAAUCAGUGGUGCUGAUAUUUUUACGGAGGCGCUUGAAAAAUGCUUACUUACUUAUCGAUUAAUAAACUAUAGUUCGUUUUUUUUAGCAUUAGAAAGAACUCCACAGAAGCAAGCGUGCAGUUUUUAUCAGGCUCUUUAAUUGUUAAUAAUUAUUGAAUUAUCUAAUGUAACAUGGUCAAUAUAUAUAAUUUACUUCAAAUUAUUACCGCUAAAAGUGCCGGAUUUGGAACCACAAGCUUACUUCUGCGAAGUUCUUUCUAAUGCUAAAAAAAACGAACUAUAACUGCCAGAACACGGACCAAGUACUUCCCACUUCCCUUUUACUCAUUUGGUUGGUAUUCCAGAAAUUGGACAGGCGGCAUACCAACCUAACAAGAAAAAUAGGUAGGAAACCAUGAGAAAACUCAGCGGUUAAUAACGAAUCCUGACAUUCUAUUCUACAACUCAUUUUCUAUUGCGUAGUGCCUCGUAGGUACCAUUCAAAGGUUAUCGGUAGGUACACGUGAUGGUAUGAUGUAACUUGUAACAUUUGGUAGGUGUACCAUUGGUACCAAUAUAAAUCACAAUUCAAAUGAACACCUGCUAUAGGAUUAUACGACCUUCGAGUUUCAAUGAACUGAUCUUCAUGAUUUUCGCGUGUCUUCUUGUGAUGAAUAUUUUCAUUUCCUUGUUUACCUAGACGCUAAGAAAUUGCUAAGAAAACACGUAGCGUGUAUGUAGGUACGUUUGUUAUGCAGUAAAAGUAAAACGGGGUCGCGAAUAGCUACGUAAUCAUGAAUUAAAAUCAAUUUAAGCACGUCCCGAAACACUAUCUUCUGCGUUCGCAAUUCACUUGACACACGUAUGACGUUUGCUCUGUCAAUUUGUAUUUUGUCGACCAACCUGAACUUAGUACCGUGCUGGCAGGAAUACUGAAACAAAAGACGUCAACGGAAAAAGUGAACGCUUCGAGAACAUUCGCGUCAACUGUUCGCAAAGAAAUAUUAUUAGCUGAUCGGCCGGCAGCGCACGUGCUCCCCUGCCGCGUGCCGCCCCGCGAAUAAUAAGAAUCCGUAGUGUGGCGCUGCCGACGAAGCCCGAGCGGUGGGGCGUGGGUUGCCGACCGCGGCCGCGCGUCAAUCCAGUCGCCAUCCUGGCCGCGAGAGAACAGCAAAAAGGAAUCGACCAGCUGCACGCAAAAUGUGCAGCCAUCAUUAUACCUAACCGACGCGCGGAGUGAUUAGGAUUAGUUUCUUUUAUAUUGUUAUUUUUUUAAACAGCUGCCAAAAUGGAUUCCGAGUACGACAAGAAGUUUGAGGAGAUGAAGCAGUACAUCCCGUUCCUGGAAAAAAUGAUCAAAAGACUGGAAAAUACAAGCAGUGGUUCUGUGAAUCCUAGGCAGGCUCAGCUUGAUAAAAUACGAUCUCUGAGAGAUCUCUUAUUGGAUAAGAAGAAAAGGAUGAAAAUGGACAACUUGUUAAAGUGUGAACAAGUUCUUAUUAAUUUGUACGCUAAAGUCGAACAGGGGGACACUUUACCAGGAAUCAAGCCCGCGUCUGAAGCCAUUGUUUGUACUGACAAGACGGACUUAAAUUUAGCUCGAAGUAAACUUAAAACUGUAACAGCGAAAUCUCAUGAUCCGGAUACACUGCCCGAAAUAGCGCGGGCUACCGAAACUGAAGUCGGAUGCUCUGGCACCAAAGAACCAGCAUUAUUCCAGCGGAGGCCAAAUAAGGGCUCACUAUCCCCGACUAAGAAUCCUUCAAGUGAGAAAUCGCCAUAUAAAUCUAGCUCUAAACGAAACUACACGCGAGUUUUACAAUCCCCGGAACGAAGUGGAAGACAAAGAAUCUGGUCACCAUCGGAGGGGCCUCCUCGUGAUGAAAAUCUUUUUAGUAGGAGAUCACCUCCAAGACCAUCACGUAGACACUCGCCUUCUUAUCAUAAACGUGAAAGAAAGAAAUCAUCCAAAGAAUCUCAUUCUCGCAAGUCUAAGGAUUUAAAUAUAACUUUAAAAGUCCCAGAAGAACGAUUGAAUUCUUUGAAUACAAAAGAUAUAUUGUCAAGGAUAAUAAAUUGCAGCGAACGUGAUGUUGAUAUUGCUACCCUACGUGAACUCAGAACCCAAAUACUUGGGGAAUUGAAACAGACGGGAGCAAAUGAAGACAUAUCAGACUUAAUUUUAAAGUCUUACAAGAAUAAAAAGAACAAAAAGAGCCAAUCGAAAAACAAAGCUGAUGUUGAAGAAGGAGAAUUAUCCGAUAGUGAGAGUGAAGCCAUAGAAAACAUUUAUGGCAAUUUAGUUGUAGUUGAAAAAGACAAAACUAAAGAUGCGUCUUCUAACCAGAAUAAAUCUAGCACGGAACAAGACCAAGUGUCUCGUAAAAUACAAAUUUGUCUUGUUAUAAAUUCUGACAAAGAAGAAACGCCACUUGAAGCGAGCAAUAUUAAAAAUGCUACCGGUAACCAGAAAAUAUGUGACCUAACCGAUUUCGAAAUGUUCGAUGAUAAUAAUUGUGGUACCAAAGAAACCGAUCCGAUUAGACCGAAACCACGUGAACCAGCCUACUCUACAAAAAAUAAAGAUGUAGUCGAAUCCGGUAGCCAAAAAACAAGUACAUCAUUGUCACCAGUAAAAACGAACGAUAUUAAUUCCACUGAUAUAAUUUCUAUCAAUGAUGUUGAUAUUGAAAAGGAUGGGAAAGUAAAUUACACUGGUAAUAUAGAUAUGAAUGACUUUGAUAUACAGGACAAUUCAAAUAUUAGUUCUAUAAAUGAGGCUCCUAAAUCUGCACCGGAACCAGUUCCAGCUCCUUUCAAAGUCAAUUUCUACAAUUCUAACAGUUCCGAUUCUACUGAAAUUAAUACAGCAGCUCUCAAUGCCGAAAAUUCCAAAGAUCAAUCUUUAGAUGUAUCUAAGGAUAAACUUCCAGAACCGAAGCAAUCUCUUGAUAAGCCGGAAGUGGUACUGUCAGCAUCCAAAGACAAAGGUCCAGUAGAGUCCAUGGAAAAAAAUAACGAAACUACAAAAAGUACAAACAAAGACGUUAUUACGACAAGUACACCCAGCACGGAAUCUGUGCCAAAGCCCGACGCUGAAAUUCCUUUACUGAAUGAGCCUACAGUACAGCCUGCAAAGAAAGAUAUAGUAUCAGAAAUCGAUAUUUUACAAGCAUUGAAAAACGAGAUAUUAAGUGAUACCAUAUCCCUACCUUGUGCUGAAGCUAUAACACCAGCUUUGCAUCAGCCAAAGGUUACUAAAGUUUCUAAUGCGCAGGAGGAACUUCCGAAAAAGAGAAUUUCGAUAGAAAACUAUAAGAAAAAGUCGGUGCCUACAAAUAAACCUUCACUUUUUGUAAAAAACCCUAGAGCUUCGUCAGAGUCGAAAAAAGAAGCCAUGAAACUACAAUCUUUGAAAUUAACUGAGAAAGAAGUUGAAAGGUUUAAUUUGAUCUCUAAAAUAGCACUAAGCGACGAUUCCGACGACGAAAGAGAUACAGGUUUAAAAUCGCCCGACGAUAUGGACCUUGCUCCAAAGUCUCCUGAUAUGGAUAUAACCGACGAUACACCUGUAUCCCCACCUGUUAUAAUACCUGCCGAUCCUGUGAAAAUGGUUGUUGUAAACGCCAAGGCUGAUGUUGAUAUGCGACAAUUACCCCCGAUAAUGUCUCCAGAUACGAUGAGCCCGUUCGCGCCGUCGACUCCAAUUCUAACUAAGAGCGAUGUUAAUCUCGAGGGACGAAAACUUGUGGAUAAACCAGAAGUAAAAAAGCCUGUAGCUCCAGUAGAUCCACGCGUCAGAAAGGAUGCUUUACUACCUUCGCCUCCUGUUGCUUACCCUAAUAUGACUCCAUCCCGAAAUCCUAGUGUAGCACCUAAUAUGACACCAAAUAGGGCGCCGAAUAUGACACCAAGCAGAACACCGAAUAUGACCCCUAAUUCUAGGACAUUCGAUUUCAAUCCAAAUCGUCCAUUCAAUGCUGAUGACAAUGGUCGCAAGCACGUGUAUGCACCUAUGUAUUCAGCUCAAGACCACUGCGAGCGCAGUCCCGCCGAUAUAUCUAACUGGGAAAUGUCGAAUGCUGACAGAGAAAAAAAAUCUGGUUCUAAAUGGGAAGAUCGAAACCCGAGAAGCAGUCAUCCACAAAGAGAAGACGGACCGAGGUCACGAUAUAACGAUUCUAAUUACGACAUGGGUUCUAACCGAUCUAGAAAUGACAGAAGUAGUAGAGAUGAAUAUCACAGACAGGAAGGUCCACAGCAGUCCAAUUAUUAUUCAAGAUCCGACUGUCCAAGUACUCCUACACCUUCAUUUGGCAGAGGCGAUGCUCCUUCAACCCCGUCUCAUUACUUUGGCAGAUCGGAGUGUCCACGGACGCCGAGUCAUCCAUUUGGUAGAUCCGAAUCUUCCAAUCACUCGUUUGGAAUGUCAGACUCGCCACGUACACCGAGUCACCCAUUUGGACGUUCAGAGGCUCCUAUGACGCCAAGUCAUCCUUUCGGAAGAUCUGACGCACCUAUGACGCCAAGUCACCCCUUUGGAAGAUCAGAAGCGCCUUUGACUCCCAGUCAUCCAUUUGGAAGAUCUGAAGCGCCUCCCAGUCACCCAUUCGGACGAUCUGAUUACUCAUAUCCAAAUCCGAGCCCAAAAUACGGAAAAAGCCCGCACGAUCCGAGAUUGAAUCGAAGCUACGAUAGUGAAUCAAAUAGUAGUAGAAAAGAUACUGGAUCUUACAAUGAUCGUAAUAGAUAUCAUAGAAACGAUCCGAGAAACUUUAAUAGAGAACAAAGUGUGCCCAGAAAUGAGCCAAAACCUUAUACUCCAGACCAGACUUAUAGAAGAGAUCAAAUGUCACGACGCGAACCUAGUGUUGGUCGUUCAAUGCCAUGUGAAAAUGAUAGAGAACGGCUGUACUCAAGAGAUAGAAGUCGCGGUCCUGAUAAUUCUAGGCCCUAUGCCGAGGUAGGUUCGAGACGCACAUUCCAACGUGAGCCUAGUGCCGGCCAGUCUAUGCCUGACAAUCGCGCGAGAGCGUCCAGUGUCGGAAGAAGUGUUAGAAAUGAAUUGUCAGUCGAAUCACACGCGGGACGUGCCUUUACAAUUGACACAAGCGUUAAUAGCACUUUUCAGAAAUUCCUCGACUCGCACAGAAGUAACGAUUGUAAUUUUGAUGCCCGCAGACAACGCGCUUCGAGCGUAGGACGAUCUUUGACCCGUGAGCCCAGUGUAGGUCGAACUUUGCCGGGUAAUUCAUUCCAUAGAAUGGAAGACAAUAACAGAGAUAGAUUUAAGAGAGCUCAAAGUGUAGGUAGAGAAUUAUCUACUUCAAGAACUGAAAAGAGCUUUAAAGAUGUGAAAGCGGAAUUCGAGUCGUACAGGAAUAACGACCGUAAAUGGAAUAAAGAUUCACAGCCAACAAAGCCUAAAGAGAACACGAAUUCUCGUGAUCCUCGUAUUCGAAGGGACAGCUAUGAUAUACAACCGAAUACUAAGCAUAGUUUGAACAAAACACAAGGCAGAGAAACCUAUGAUAAGACGAAAAAGUUUAACUACAGGGACCCCAGACAGCGCAAAGAGCAGAAAAUUAAUGAGAGGUCUAGUUACCAAUAUGAUAGAAAACGCGCGGAAUCCCACGACAGACACAGUUACGGUAUUUCUAGUGAUACUGGAAUCAAAACUCCGACCAUCAGUUCAGUAAAAAAUUUCAAAAUUCCGAAAAUAAAACGACCUGAACCUGAUCCAAAACCGACCGAUGUUACGCAAGACAUUCCCGACAAAAUCAAUGUUAAGAAAUCAUCCUCGUCAUCGGCAGUGAAAGACGUAAACCAAAAAACCACUGCAGAGGUCAAGGUUGAUAAAAAAAUAAAAGAAGGUAAAAAGAAAUCCGACCAAGUGUCCAACAAAAAGAAAGACAAUGAUAAAAAUACUGUAACUGCCAAAACUGAUAAAAAGGCGGAUUAUGACGAGAAAAAUGAUAUGAACGCAAAGUCUGAAAAACGGGUUACAAGACGGUCUGGGCGAAAGAACGAGGAAACUCAGUCAUCUGUGCCAUCAGAAGAAGAGAUUAUUCAAACACGUCCGCGCAGAAUCAAGAAAGUAAUUUAUGAUUCUGAUUCUGAUGAAUCAGUAGGUAAAACCAACGUUCUUAGUAAAAAGGCUUCUCCUAAAAAGUAUUCGCCUAAAACUAAUAGAAAAUCUGUACAGUCCGACAAAAAUGAUGUACCCCAAGAGGAAAGUACUGAAACUGCAAUUCAGGAAAAUUCCAAUAAAAGCGAGAGUUCUAAUGAAGUCAUCGAACCUGAAGAUGAUAAAGAGAAGCUGGAUAGUACUUUUGGUCUUGAUGGAAUAGAUCUCUUUCCCGAUAAUAUUAUUAGCGAUCCUGUUCUAGACAAUAUCAAUUCACUUAUAGCAGAUCUAGACAAUGACCUAGCUACUUCUAAAACCGGAGAGACGUGUAAUGACCUCUUCAAUGAUAUUAGCAUCGAAAAUAUGUUAGAAAAAAUGACUAGCAGUCCUCUUAAGAAAGAAACUAAAAAAACAAUAGAAGAAAACGCUAUAAUGAAAGAUCCUUUCGAUACUCUUAAAACUGAAACUAAUAAAACCGAGUGUGAAAAGAAUGAUCUGUUCGAUACUCUUAAAACUGAAACGAAUGAAACCGAGUGUGAAAAGUCUGUGAACAUCGUUGGUGCUAAGAAAGAAGAAAGUUCUAAUCAAACUACUGACGAGCAGACCGGCCGGUCUGGUUUGAUUCCGGGGCAGACAGAAUCGUCAAGAGUUUCUCAACCCACAAUAAUAAGUCAAAUGCAGGAUAAAAAUGAUAUUGAACCCGUCGUGUCCACAUCAGUAAAUGAAGAAGAAUCUUCUAAGAAUGACCAAAGCUCUGAAAACGAGAAAAUCCUGGAUGGUCAGUCGACGCCAGAUAGCACGAAUGAAGCCGAAAAUAUGAGUCAAAACUACUCUGAACCAACAGGAGACAAACCAGACAGUACUAUCGAAAAACAAUGUGAAAUGAAUUCUGAUAUUUCAUCUACUCAUGAUGCGGAGAACAAGCCAGCCAAAGAGAAUAUCGAGAUUCCUAAGGAGCCCGCUUCACAAAUGGACUCCAUUGGCAGUUUGUUGUCAAUUUUACAAGACAAGUCAAAAAUAAAAGAAUUGCUUAGUAUGCUUGGAGAUCAAUCUGGCGAAAAUGAGAAAAUUAAAAAGAAGCUUGAGAAACUAAGUGAAAUUGUUUCUGAUGAAGAAAAUACAAAUGAUGAUAAAAUUGAGGACACAACAAGCAUUAAGACCUCAGAAAAUAAAAAUGAAAUGGAACUAGUUAAGCAAGAUAACUCAGAGGAUGUAACAAAACAAAAACCAAUAGAAGAAAAAAUUCUAAAACAGGACGAUCCUGAGCCUGAUAAACCCAAAGAAACAGAGACAUGCAAGAUGGCAGAUAGCGAGCCAAAUGUUCAGACAGAUAUUGAAAAUAAAGAAAAAACGAUAGAAAGUGUUGAUAAUUUAUCCGGAAAUGUAAGUGAAGAUAAAACUGUGACAAACCAACGAGUAACUGAUUCAGCAGAAAAUAAUCAAGAUCUUGAACAAAAGGAUGAGUCGAAUGAUGCCUUAAACGACGUUAAUUCUGGACUGGAAGACAAUGAGGAAGAGGGCGUUAAAAAACCAGAUAGCAUAAAAACCCGAAAAAAGGUUGUAAGGAAAGGACUAAGGCGAUUUAAAACUGGUAAAUCUAAAAAAGGUAAGCCAGUUAAGAAAGUUGAUGAGGAAAAACGCGUGACUCGCUCUGAAGCCGCUGGAUUACUGAUGAAGCCUAAACAGAAAAAACCCUCAAGAGAACUGAGACAAUUGCAGGAAUCUAUUAAGGAAAUGUUUGUGAGUGAUGCAAUGUUGAAUGCUACUGGUAUACGGAUGUGUCGUCUAGCUAAAAUGAUAGACGAAAAAACUGAAAAGAGCGACGACCUAGAAUCUAGCCAGCCCGAAGUCAGUCACUCAGAACUAAGCAAACCAGAACCCAGAGUUGUUUUGGAAAAGGUCAAACACAUCGAAGAAAACGAAACUGUUAUAGAGAAGCCGAUGCGUAAGAAGCCUGGACCGAAGCCCAAAGGGAAACCUGCUAUUGUUAGCCCAGAUGAGAAAAAGAAUAAAGAUGAGAAACCUUUAGUGAAAUACAAACCUGGCCCUAAGUCCAAGACGAAAAUUCCGCAGACAGAUAAAGAUCCUUACGAUUUCGAAACAGACUCCAUUAAUGAAAGUAAAUCGAGCGAAAAAGGUGUAGACAGUGGUUCUGACUCUGAAAAUGAAUCGUUGGCAUCUUCAAAGAGUUUUGGCAGCACAGAGUUGCUAGUAGAGUUAAAGAAAAAACCAAAACGCAAGAGAGGUGGAUGGCAAUCUGGUGUUAUUAAACCUAAAAAGAAGAGGAAAGUAGAAGUAAAGCACGCUCAGUCGCCGCCUCCGAAACCAGCUCCCCCGUUAAAACGAUCUUAUACGAUACCAGAUUACGGUUGCUUCACUGAUAAAAACUAUUGCUUCUCUAAGAAUACUUCCGAAUACCAGUGCCGUUUGUGCGAAUCUACACAUAGUUGGAAAGACAUAGUGUUCCAUUAUAAAAAGCACCAUCCGCAUUCUGAAAUCCCACUUUCUCGUAUGAGCCCAGAUAUAGCGAGAGAAGCCAUCGAGCAGUGUGGAGACAUUGACUUUGCUGCGAUCAGUAAAAUACCCACCGAGAAAUAUACUUGCAGGUUCUGUUUCGUAGAGUUUGGUAAAAGGAGGGCCGUAUUAGAAUCAUUCUUCUGGCACGUAGUUAGUAUGCAUACAGGCGAAUACAAGCAAUUAUGUUCUGAAUGUAUAAAUGUAGAGAAGUGCCCAUUUAACUUGGAUAUUCCACCUCCACCGAAGGACAUUAAAGGUCAACUCAUAGGAUAUAUUUGUGGCAAAUGCAAUUACACCCAGAUAUCCCUCGAGAACCUAAAAAUGCACGUUAUUCAUCGUCAUAAUGAUACAGAAACGGAGGUAUACAGCAUAAACUUCGCUGUAAUGACAAAGAGUACUAUCAACAGUCUAAUUAAACGCAUAGCGCAUGUGGAAAGCACACCUCGAACCACAAGGAGCACGCGAUCCAACUUGAGCUAUACUGAAGCCAGUGACGACAGAAGCGAAAUAACAGAAAGCGAGCUUGAGGCGGCGCGGCCCGCAAAGAAAUCUGACGUACCGGUGACGGAAAAACCUAAUAGGUACUCAUUUAAUUCGAAGAUUUCCUUUGAAAAUGAUGAUAAUGCGAGCGACAUGUCCAAUUUUGCCAACACGGACUCCAGUGUGGUCAAAGCCGAACGAGACGAGGACGACGAUAUGGAUGAUUUCGCAGAAGACUCUGCAGUCAACGAAGAUACUGAUCAGAUCGAUGAGAACCAGGGAGUUUCCAGUGAUAUAAUGGAUUACCCGCAUUUCAAAAUAAGCUAUACAGAUGCUGGCAACAAAGAGUACGUUUGCUGUAUUAAUGGAAAGGACAAUCAUUAUAAGACGGGUCUAUUAAUAUCUAUGAAGAAGCAUGUGCAGCUCAAGCACUCUGAAAUCUGGGACGGCUACUGUUUUGUGUGCAAAGUCAUCGUGACGUCACAGGGUGAACACAAAUUCAGCGAGUGUUUAACGCAUUACUUGGAUAGCCAUAUCGAUACCUUCCCCGUCCUUGAAAAAGUUGUAGAACCUGUUGAAAAGCCUGUGACUCCUGCAGCGACACCUGAACCCGUAGAAAGAGCACCGACACCCUACAUCAACGUUCGACCGUUGGCAGAAUUGGUUAACCCCGUCGAACCGGCUGUGGAAGCGCCAGCGUUGCCUGUCAUAGAAACCGUCGUCAGCCUUCUACCAGUCGCGCCACCAACGGUAGAACCGCCACGUCCUAGCCCGACUUACCCAGUAAUUAGAAAAGAGACCGAACCGCCCAAAGAGUACAAAUACGAAGAAGCUCAAGCAGAAAUCAUGUCCAAAAAGCACAGAGUCGUUCUCGACGCCAUGAUGACUCCAGGCAAAUUAGUUCAGAUCUUUAAAUGCGCCGGUCGCUUCUGCUCCUUCACUACGGACUCUGCUGAAGACGCGCUGUUACACGCAUCGACUCACCAGCGAGUCGGCGGGACGAACGCAUUGCUGUGCGCAUAUUGUGACUUCGAUUCAUCUGGGAACUCUAUAGACUUGGUGUCUCAUGUUUUCAAGACCCACGGGAAGUGCAGAGUGGUUUGUGGGCUAUGUUUCUACCGGGGAGCGGUGAGCCAGCUGGUCGCGUCGCAUAUAAUCCGGGUGCAUGGCUCGACGCCUGAUCGCCGCUGCGUGCUGAAGACCACCAGCGCGCCUGCGCUCUGCGAACCCCCUGAGGAAAAUAUGUCACGGGAUAGUGCUGUUCCGCUCUACGUUUGUAAACAAACUGAAAACAACGAGCCAUGUGGGUUUAAAACCGUGACACACGCCAAGUUUUGGGAGCAUCUAACACAAAGACACGAAAACGCAACUGGAUUCAUCUGCUAUGUCUGCAGCGAUUCGUGUCCGGACGCUACAGCUCUAAUACUCCAUCUGAAGACUCACGGCAUGAGGUUGUAUCACUGCACUCUGUGCGUGCACGGAGCGGAUAACGAACCUGAGCUGCUGGCACAUGCGUCCGCCAAGCACCCUGGCAAGAACCCGCAGGCUUAUAUCAGGACUAUUUUGGGCAUGGGCGGGAACUUAAAGAUCUUGCCUCUGGUAGAACUCAAGAAGGCUGCCCUAGAACCUGAGAGUAUAACACCCAACCAGGGCAAAGAGAACCCAGUGAAAGAGGCCGAGCGUUCCAUCGAGCUGGAAAAACUCAUCGGUCCCCUGCUUGACAUGCCUACCACUGAACCAGAGAUGGAGCCUGAAGCCGCCACACCUAUUUCGGAAGUCCUGCCAGAAGAUAACAUCGUGGAUGACGCAAUCUCGAACCUUCUGGAGGACCCGGCCUCAGCAGCCAUGGCCACUUUAAUACCAGUGUCUCCGCACCUGCCACUAACAGUUGAAGCUCCGCCAAGACCUGUCACUCCAGCUCCAGAAACCAAUAUAUCAAAGCAGCUAACUCCAGUCUUGAAAGAAGAACCUAUGGACACCACACCGGAGAAGAAUGAUUCCGACGUGAUCUGCCUGGACAGCGACGAGGAAGAUUCCAAACAAGGCAUCGUCAAUCUUUCAGACGGAAUCAUUAAUUUAUCGGAUGACGAAAAGGUCGUCGAUGAACAAAACCCUUCAACAUCAGCACAAGCUGGCAAUGACCCAUCAAAUAUUUUCAGAUGCAAGAAAUGUAAUAGAGUCUCGAAAACCUUUGCCGGUUUCAAGAAACAUUCGUAUCAUUGCUGGAAGUCAGGAGAAAAGUGUAAAUGUGCUCUCUGUCCCUUCGAGGCGAACAAAGUUGGCUUUUUCCUGAAACACCACAACGACGCCCACAACAUCCCUGCUCGUUUAAAAUGCCCGAUGUGCCCCCAUACAGACAGUUCCAUGUAUCUGCUCAAGAAACAUCUAAGAGUGGCCCACGAUGUUGGAAUUCGGGACGCUUUCGGGACCGACAGUCAAUACGUCCUCGCAAAGAAAGACACGGGUAAAGCCAGAGCUGUAAAGCGCAAAUCGUCGGGCACAGCCGUUGGGCCUCCGCCCAAGCAGAAGCGGUAUGGACCUUCGGAUAUAGACAAGCUUCCUAUCAACCCUAUCCUGGACGAAUCUGUUUUCUGCGAUAUAUGCGAGUUUAACACUAAAGUCCGUUUGAACAUGGUGAGGCAUCUACAACAACAUGCAACGCAACAACCCGUCGCACAUACGGCACCAGUCAACCCGGUGCCGCAUUUAGAAACCAACGAGUUCCACUUUGACAAGAUGGUCAACCUGGCUUCCAGUUCGAUAGCGAAUAGAGCCCCUGAGAAAACUCAAAAAGAACCGACCCCUACACUCAUGAUACCCCAUGAUAAGGCGUCCAGGCUCCCGCAAUAUGUGCCUGAACGAUACCGAUAUACUUGCGGUGCGACCGGCUGCACAUACAUCUCCGUAGACGAAGCCAUGUUGAAAUACCACUGGGAAACUCUACACUCCGGAACAAAUGAUUACCACUGUGUCCACUGCCCACCGCACCAAUCUCUGGACAAAUCUAGACCUUUGACAGCAUCAAGGAUUAUAGCGCAUCUGAAAAUGCAUGACAUACGUUUAUAUGCAUGCUCUGUGUGUCCAUACUACCAUUAUAAAAGACAACUUUUGGAAAAGCAUUUGGCCGAGACGCACAAUAAUAGCGGUAACGUGCUAGUAGUUAGGGAGGAGAGUUCCCAGUCCGCCCCUACUGCCCCCACCACUGCGCCGACCAUGGACCUGAAACCUUGGCAAUGCGGCCUGUGCAAGUUCAAGAGCAUGCUCCGACCUGAGGUCGCCGAGCACUGUUCUAAAAUGCAUCAAUCGAAAAUGCAAUACAAGUGCGCUUACUGCCCAUUCCGGACAUCAACUCCGGAGAAUGUUACUAAACAUCAAACGACUGCACAUCCAAAUAGGGAGCCUGAGAUAUUCCACUUCUACUACAGAGAAGGCAGCAUUCCUAAUGGUCCAGAUGGGAUACCCCAUUGGCAGAAGCAAAGACAGAAGACCGGUUUGGAUACAGUGAAGGCUGAAGCUGAUCCGCCACCAGCAGCAACUGACACAAUUCUUCCAGAAAUUCAGCCUCCGACUGCUCCUCAAGUGAACCUCAACUUGGUGAAACAGGAGAUUGACCCCGAUGCCCCCAUGCAGGCCUCCAUAGAGGAGCUGUUUAAGAAGUACGGAGAGUUCUGUGAGCCCAACGGUUUGAACUACAAGUGUUCUUUGUGUAAAGUCGUUGUUGAGGACAGUAAGGAAGCUAUGGAGUCCCACUUGUUCGAAGAGCUUCAGUACAGGAAAUGGGGUUGCCGCCUAUGUUCAUACAAAGCGUUCCACCAAACUGGCCUGAAAGAGCACGUGUGGUCGGAACACAACAGGCACAACGUGGAACCCCUCGAGCUAACCGUCGACGUCAACGUUGAAUCCUGGGUCUCCCAACAACUAGCCUACCAAGAAGACCUCAUCAAGAAAAACAGGGACAAACUAGCUCAACAGAAAAUGCUAGACGAACGCCCCGUAGUUCCAACUACUUCUAAAACAGUAGAAGUUCAAAACACGACCAACCUCAGUAUGGAGAAAUUGGAGAAAAUCUUCGGGUCUCUCGGGGUACCGAUCAACAUGCAGUAUUGCUGCCCUAAAUGCCUGUUCAAAACGGCCGAUGAUAAAAUAAUUCAGGAGCAUUUAGAGGCGGAAUUGACCAGAAUAAGAUGGUGCUGCAGCAACUGCCCCAACCACUUCUCCACCUACCACGAGGCGCAGUUCCACUGCAAGAGCAUCCACCCCGGCCUCAACGCCCGCCCUAUAGAGGCCGCUAGAGACCCCGCCAUACGCUCCGCCUGGGUCGCCGCAGUGAUCAGAGUCCAAAAACUCAGCAUGAACUGCAUGCCGGUCACCGUCAUCUCCGAACCUCAAAGCCAAGAAGAAACUAACGAUGACGAAAACUCCUUACUUGAAAUAAGAUAUGAGGAAGAUGUCCCGAUCCCCGAUGAAGGAAAUCCGACACAAAGACGCUUCUCAGAUAGUAGCGAUGAAGACAGUCUAGUCAUAGACGAACAGGCAGCUAAGAAAUCCGGUGCUGGUGGCAAAUGCGACCACUGUGACUUCUCAACCAAAUACACUCACGUUUUAGACGCUCACACGCUUCGCCAUUACAAUCUAAAACCAUUCACUUGCUCUUACUGCAAUUAUAACAACUAUAAUAAAAUUGUGCUCCAACAUAUGAGCACAGCACACCCUAACCAACCACCAGUGCUCAAAAAAACUGAGAAACCGACCGGACCACCUUUAAACCUGAACUUAACUAAACUGGGGAAAAAACCAGGGUCCGCUAAAAAGCCAGUAGAGGACGCUAAUUUAGUGUGUUUAAUUUGUGAAAAGUUGCUAACUGAAGCCGAUUCAAAAGCCCAUAUCCAUGAUCAAAAAGCGCCAGAGUUCGCCAGAAGAGGUGACAUAGUUGUGAAGUGCAGUGAGUGUUUAAAACUAUUCCUAGACGUCGUUAGUAUGCAGCGGCAUUUCACGCUCGCACAUCCAGAUAUGCCGAUCAAGUACGCUUACUACAAGACAGAUCACGAUACUCGAAGUUUCGUCUACUGUUCGCAUUGCAACCAGAGAUUCACAUACAUGAUUGACUUGAAAGCUCAUCAUAAUCAAGUGCACAGUGCUUUGAAAUUGAAAUACACGAAAUUCGUGCCCGGUGAUGAGGGCGAAACUGUCCUAAAAGCGUUAUAGGCCAGGAUUAGAACAUUCGAGUCUUGGUAUUGCGAGAAAAAACUAUCAUCCCCUCCUACACUACAUUGCCUUUCUGCUGUUGAUUCAGAUUGUGCUACAGAAAUUAAUGAACCAAUUAAUCCUUCUUAGUGGAGUAAUGAAAACAUCUUUAGUGAAUUAUUAUAACAAAACCAUCCUAAAUGUUUAGUGCAUUAAAAACGCUUCAAGUGAAAGUGACUAGUGUAAGGGACUUAUUGAAAGUGAAUUAUUUCUAGUUUUCUAUACGCCGUGAUUUAACGGGUUAAUCUGUGAUUUCAACAAGAUAGUUGUAGUUAAUUAUAAGUUAAAA